UAUAAAAAUUUGGCUGAACAAAAGAAAACCAUACAUUUUAUUAUUGCAAUCUAAGACAAUGGCAUCAGCACUUUCACAAAAGGAAGAAAAUUAUGUUAGAAUGAGCUUGUUACUGACAGGAAUAUCUCCUCGUGCAGCUAGAGUUUUGUUUGAUCACGAAUUUGUUCCAUCAUGCUUGGUUGCCUCGCUGAAGAAAGAGUACAAUAAACUAAGAGAACUUCAAAAGAAGAGAAUAAUAAACCAGUCCCAGUGGAAUCUCCUGUGUCCGAGAUUUCCUGAUGUUCCCGAUUCAAAAAUAUUUGAUGUAACUCUAAUAAUGAUAUUAUUAAAAAACUUGACAAAACUGACCCCUCCUCAUGGUGGAUAUGACACGUUGCCAUCUUCUAACGAAACGACACCAACAUCAGAUUUAGCCAGAAUAAAAUAUUACAGAAAUUUCCUGGCUCACCUUGAUGAGGGAAAAGUAGACAACAAUACAUUCAAUACAGCAUGGGACAAUGUUACUGAAGCUAUCAGCAGAUUAGGUGGACAAGGAAUGAAACAGGAGUGUGAUGACCUGAAGGUGAAGAUACUUAAUCAGACUAAUCAGGAAAUGAUACUUAACAUUAAACGUUCAAAUGAUGAAAUAACGGAACUGAAAAGUCAGUGGAGAGCUUGAAAAAAGCCAAUGAAGAUAUGACAGUAGAAGUUAACAAGUUAAAACUAUCUCAUGAAGAUACAGUACCAUGGAAUAUUAGGGCACAAAACAGUGAGAUCCUCGUGGAGUGGAAGGACAAAGACAAUAUGUUUAUAACAACCAGAGGUGCAACACAUGUACUGAAAUAUAUAAAAGAGAACAGUUGUGUAACUAUUAUUGCUAGUUCUGGUGUGGGUAAGACGGCAACACUCCGACAUGUGGCUUUACAAAUGGGAAAGGAAGGAUACGAUUUACUUCUAGUUACAGAUCCACGUUACAUUGUUAAGUUUUAUAAUCAAACCCAGAAAACGUUGUUUGUUAUUGAUGAUUUAUGUGGAAACUAUUCCUUAAACCAGACUAACAUAAAUGUUUGGGAACCAUUCAUGGAGCAAAUACAAAAGAUUCUUUCAACUGAACUUGCCAAAAUAAUUGUAGCAUGUCGAUUACAAGUGUAUCAGGAUGACAAGUUUGAAUCUUUAUCAGUUUUCAAAUCAUGUGUCUGUAACCUGAUAUCAGAUAACAUGUGCUUGUCAAAAGUUGAAAAAGAAUCAAUAGCUGAAGUAUAUCUUAAGGAAAAAGCACCUGAGAUUAAAGAUUUUUAUAAUUUAUAUGAUUGUUUCCCACUUUUAUGCAAAUUGUAUUAUGAAAAUCCUGCACAUACUACCAUAGAUUUUUUCCAGAAUCCUUUUACAGUUUAUGAAGCAGAUGUUGACAAACUACAGAAGAAAGGAUUUUUUGGUAAGUACUGUGCUUUGGCUUUAUGUGUCAUGUUUAACAAUAAUUUGAAGGAAGAGAUAUUAACAGAGGGGAUGAAUGAAGAAACAAGAACAAUUAUUGAGAACACAUGUGAGGCAUGUAAGUUGCAUAGAGGGACAUCCAGGCUUACUUUGCAGGAUGAACUGAACUCAUUUAUACAUACAUUCCUCAAAAAGGAACAAAACAUAUACAAAACUAUUAAUGAUAAAAUGUUCGACUUUCUGGUGUACUUCUUUGGACAGAAAAUAAUUACAUGCAUGAUAAAAUAUGCACAUAGUAGCUUGAUCAAGGAAAGAUUUCUGUUAGGAAAACAAGACAAUGUGGAUCGGUUUAAAACAGUUGUGUCUCCUGACAAUCAUGAAAUGUAAUUACAAAGAAUGAUUGAUGACUGGUCAAAGGGUAAAGUCGAUGAUGUGUUUAGUAACAUAAAUAUGAAUAUAUCUCAGUUCAGAAACAAGUUUAUCUGUUGUUUGAAAAAACUGGAUGUAACUUACCAGAAACAAUUAGCACUCACCUGUGAUGAACAUAGCAAUGAUACUGCACUGCUAUUGUCAUGUUUUAUAGGUGACAGCCAUAUGAUUCGUUGGUGUAUUAAUAAUAAUGGUAAUGUUGAUCAGUGUAGGAGUAAUGAGACAACACCAUUGAAACUAGCUGCCCAGGAAGGUUUGACUGAAAUAGUAAGGAUGUUGUUGAACAAAGAAGCAGAUUAUAAAAAAUGUAACAAUGAUGGAUGGUCACCUGUCAUUAGUGCUUGUCAAAAUGGACGAACAGAAAUAGUAAGGAUGUUGUUAGACAAAGGAGCAGAUUAUAAUACAUUUGAAAAUAAUGGUGUGUCAUCUGUAAUGUGUGCUUGUAGAUAUGGCCAUACAGAAAUAGUACGAAUGUUGUUAGACAUAGGAGCAAAUUAUAAUAAAUGUGAUAAUAAUGGUUGGUCACCUGUACGUAGUGCUUGUAGAUAUGGACAUACGGAAAUACUAACGAUGUUGUUAAACAAAGGGGCAGCUUAUGACACAUGUAACAAUACUGGUUGGUCACCUGUACUUACUGCUUGUAGAUAUGGGCAUACAGAAAUAGUAAAGAUGUUGUUAGAUAAAGGGGCAAAUUAUGAUACAUGUAACAAUGAUGGUUGGUCACCUGUAUUUAGUGCUUGCAGAUAUGGACACAUUGAAAUAGUAAGGAUGUUGUUAGACAAAGGAGCAGAUUAUGAUAUAUGUAACAAUGAUGUUUGGUCACCUGUAAUGAUUGCUUGUAGUUAUGGACAUACAGAAAUAGUAAGGAUGUUGUUAGACAAAGGAGCAGAUUAUAAUAAACGUAACAGUAAUGGUUUGUCACCUGUAAUGCUUGCUUGUAUUGAGGAACAUGCAGAAUCUACAGAAAUAGUAAGGAUGUUGAUAGACAAAGGAGCGGAAUAUAAUACAUGUAGCAAUGGUGGUUGGUCACCUAUUAAUAUUACUUGUAGAAAUGGACGUACAGAAAUAUUAAGGAUGUUGUUAGACAUAGGAGCAACUCCUUUUAAAUGUAACAAUGAUGUUUGGUCACCCGUAAUGAUUGCUUGUAGAGAAGGACAUGAAGAAAUAGUAAGGAUGUUGUUAGACAAUGGAGCAGAUUGUAAUACAUGUGAUAAUGAUGGUAGGUCACUUGUAAUGAGUGCUUGUAGAAAUGGACAUAUAGAAAAAGUAAGGAUGUUGCUAGACAACGGAGCAGAUUAUAAUAAAUGUGAUAAUAAUGGUUGGUCAUCUGUAAUAUUUGCUUGUAGAUAUGGACAUACAGUAAUAGUAAGGUAUUAUUAGGCAAAGGAGCAGAUUAUAAUAAAUGUAACAGUGAUGGUGUGUCACCUGUAAUGCAUGCUUGUAGAUUUGGACAUCCAGAAAUAAUAAGAAUGUUGUUAAAUAAAGGAGCAGAUUAUAAUACAUGUAACAAUAAAGGCCAGUCAGCUCUAAUAAUUGCUUCAGAAAGAGGUCAUAGUGAUAUAGUUAGUAUAAUAAAUGAGCAUUCGAGGAAAGAAACAGGUACAUAACACUAUAAAGAUAUUUAAGAUUUGAAGUUUGAAGAUUUUGAUUUAGAUUUAACAUUAAAUUAACUUUAACCUCUACGUCAUUUGGUCUAUUGUGGAGAGUGGUCUCAUUGGCAAUAAUAUCACAUCUUAUUUUUAUCUUUUUUUUCAGAUAUUUCAGUUAGAAGAUUUCAGAUUCGUCAAUUAAUUAACCUUAACUCUAAAUACAUAAAUCUUAAACUGUCGUCGUAUUAUUUCUUAAUAAUCACUGUACUUCUAAACAAUUAAUGUCCCGAAUAUUCAAGAAAUAUUUAUUUGCCACUGGAUGUUAAGCAUCAACAAUCAAUCAAUCCCAAAGAUUAAUACACAGAAAACGCAUGUUGUGCUAUUGAUAUGAUAGUUAAAAAUCCAAAUAUAGAUUAUAUAUUGUAGCAUUUUAAAGCUAAACUACAUGUGUUCCCAAACUUAAUCAGUUUUAUCCAAUGAUGGUAGGUGACAGUGACAGACAAAUAUUCAUGCUUUGCCCCUUUUCUCAAGAACCAUAAAAGAUAACAAAAAACUAUAAACAGCAAAAUCAACAGCAAUGCAGAAUAUAGAAAAAAGCCCGAAACCAUUGGACGAGUCCUUAUAGAAGUUGUUGACCUUGCAACAAUUGUUUGACUCAUUUUUAUUAUUAUGCAAAUUAAUUUGGAAACUAUAAUAGAUAGAUAGACAUUGUAAAUAGCAAAAUGGUCAGUUAUGGAAAAGCUUCAAAUAUAGCAAAAAUGGCUGAAACCAUGUAUGCUCGUAAAAUCAAUUUCACAAUUUUUGGUAAACUAUUGCAUACAAAUUUAGCACGUUAAAAUUUAAAAGAACAUCGAAUUUAUUUUAUUAUUUGAAAUAUUACUGAUUUAAUUCUUUUAAAAUAGAUGAACAUUUGUAGAGAAGGCACUUUGAGUUAGCGAAAAACGAAUAUAUCUUAAAAACAUCAAAUCUCCAAUCUUGAAUUUAUAGGUUAUUCUUAAAAAUAACUAUAUCUUGUGAGACAUACAUUUCCGUUUUAAUGAUGUAAAAUAAUAAUAACUGUUUAAUGUUUUGUAGCAUUUUCUGAAAUUUAUUACAUGUGAAAAUGCUUCACCAUUUUUAUUGUAUAAUGUGUUUUCAAAUUCGUUUCCCCUUACUUCCUGUUUACUGUAAACUUAAAACGAGGAUUUCAUAAGGUUGACUGGUUCCCUCUCCUUUUUCUGUUUGGCUCUGUUAUCGGCCCUUGACAACAAGGGUGACUGAGAUAACCGUAUGUUGCAAAAGAGUGGACCAGCCUAAUCAUAAAUAAGCAAUAGCUCAUAGUUGUACUUGUUUGUACCUUUAAGUUGGUGUGUAUACAGGCUCAAAUGAUUGUGCAUACGAUUGUAGAGAAGUAUGUUAAUGUGUAUUUAAGUAUAUUGUUAUUACGUUAUAACCACUAUUUUAUUGUAAUUUGAUUAAAUAUGAUCAUAAUAUUUUUGUAUGAUUUCUCAAUAAAUACCUCGGAGUUAUGUACUAAAAAUGUACUGAUAAUUUUGACGUCUGUUUAUCACACUGGUAUUAACUUAUAAUUUGACAAUUGUUUACAACAGAGUUGUUCACUUAGAAUCAAAUAAUUGUUAAUCACAGACUUAUAUAGUUAUCAUUUGACAAUUGUUUACAACAGAGCUGUAUACUUAUAAACAAAUAAUUGUUAAUCACAGACUUAUAUAGUUAUCAUUUGACAAUUGUUUACAACAGAGUUGUUUACUUAUAAUCUUACAAUUGUUUUCUACUUAAUUACUUGCUUGUAAUUGAAGAAUUGCGUAACUCGGAACUAUUUACUUAUAAUAGGAUAAUUCUUAACCAUGUAGGUGUUUACUUACAAUUUGCAAUUGUUCACCACUUAGAUAUAAUUAUUACUUGUAACCACAUAGUUGUUUACUUAUAAUCUUACAACUUUUUACCACAGAAUUAUUUACUUAUAAUUUAACAAUUGUUUACCUCAGAGUUGUUUAAUUAUAAUCUGACGAUUGUUUACCACAGAAUUUAUUACUUCUAAUUUUAACAAUUGUUUAUCACAGAGCUGUUUUCUUAUAAUUUGACAAUUGUUUAUUGCAGAGAGUUGAUUAAAUUAUAAUUUGUUUAUUCAUAAUUUGACGAUUGUUUACCACAAAGUUAUUAUAACUGAUUAUUUUACAAUUGUUUUGAACAGAGUUGUUUAUGUAUAGUUCGACAAUUGUUUUCCACAUUUAUUUUUAAUUAUAAUUUGACAAUUGUUUACCACAAAUUUGUUUAAUUAUAAUUUGACGAUUGUUUACCUUAUAGUUUGAUAAUUGUUUACCACAGAGUUGUUAAUCAUAAUUUGACGAUUGUUUACCAUAAACCUUUUUUUAUUUAUAAUUAUAUAAUUGUUUACCACAGAGCUAUUAACUGAAAAUUUGACAAUUGCUUUCAACAGAGUUGUUUAUGUAUAGUUAGACAAUUGUUUACCUCAGAACUGUUUACUUAUGAAUUGACUAUCAUUAACAACAAAGAUGUUAAAUUAUAAUCUUACAAUUGUUUACCACAUAAUUGUUUACCUAUAAUCCUACAAUUGUUCACUGCAGAAUAAUUUACUUAUAGUUUGACAAUUGGUUACCACAGAGUUAGCUAAUUACAAUUAAAUGAUAAAUAACGACAGAAUAUUUCACUGACAAUUUUAACAAUUGUUUACCACAAAGCUGUCUCUUAUGAUUAAACAGUUGUUUACCACAUAAUUAUUUACUUACAAUUUGAUAAUUGUUUACCAAAGAAUUAUUUACUUAUAAAUAUGACAAUUGUUUAUCAC
Mytilus californianus (California mussel) is the source of this 6237-nucleotide messenger RNA. RefSeq names its product ankyrin repeat domain-containing protein 50-like. The coding region runs from base 1810 to 3222 and encodes 470 amino acids. The record is from RefSeq and is a predicted model, not a curated record. The transcript is spliced from 4 exons. Gene Ontology annotation, cellular component: nucleus. Gene Ontology annotation, biological process: positive regulation of transcription by RNA polymerase II. NCBI's taxonomy places the organism in Eukaryota, Metazoa, Mollusca, Bivalvia, Mytilida, Mytilidae. Gene Ontology annotation, molecular function: transcription cis-regulatory region binding; protein binding.